Messenger RNA from Momordica charantia (bitter melon), 1982 nucleotides. RefSeq names its product zinc finger CCCH domain-containing protein 48. Gene Ontology annotation, molecular function: protein binding; metal ion binding. Lineage: Eukaryota; Viridiplantae; Streptophyta; Magnoliopsida; Cucurbitales; Cucurbitaceae. The record is from RefSeq and is a predicted model, not a curated record.
UCGUUAAUCGUUCUCCUUCUCCCCCUCCAGCUCAAAACUAAACUCACUGGACUUACCAAAUCAAUCUCUGCUCCUUCCAACUCUAGGGUUUUUUCACCAUCUUAAUCUUCCAAUUCCAAAUUCCAAUUCCUGUCCGGAUUUUCCCCCAAAUCUCUCACUUCAUGAUCCUACUCCAGAUUCUCUCUUCUCCAUCCUGCCCGCACCUGCGACAUCCUUGAGUUUUCUUCUUCGAUCCCUCACUGCUCCGGAUUAUUCUACUCCCAAUUGGGUACAUCCAAGAUUUCGAGGAUUCUGAUUUCUAUUCACUGAGCUGAGUGGGGUUUUCGAUUUUAAGGUAUGGAUGUAGAUGGAGGGAAUAAGCGCGUUUUUCAGAGGCUGGGUGCGCCUUCGGGAGAUGCGAGGAAUCAGAAGGUCUGUUUCCAUUGGAGGGCGGGCAAAUGUAAUCGCCAUCCGUGCCACUUUCUUCACCGAGAAUUAAAUGGCCCCCCGCAUGCGGCUUCGAAUGGAGCUGCUGCUGCCGCCCCCAAGAGGGGUCACGGGUUCGCCUCUGAUGAUUCCAGUGUAUCUGCUCCCCGACGGAGUACCAAUUUUAGCGGCGGCUCCACGUGGGGACGAGUUCAUGGUGGUGGUAAUAGAGUAGUUAGAAAGACAGAGAAGCUCUGUAAUUUUUGGGUUCAGGGGACCUGUAGUUAUGGUGACAAGUGUAGAUACUUGCAUUCUUGGAGUUUGGGGGAAAGUUUCUCACAUCUAACGCAGCUCGAUGGGCACCAGAAGGCUGUAACUGGGAUUGCUUUUCCAUCUGGGUCUGACAAGCUUUAUACUGGUAGCAAAGAUGAGACUGUCAGGGUAUGGGACUGCCAGUCCGGGCAGUGCAUGGCCGUUAUUAAUCUUGGUGGAGAAGUUGGUUCCAUGAUUGCUGAAGGCCCUUGGGUAUUUGUUGGCAUACCUCAUCUUGUUAAGGCAUGGAACAUUCAGACUUCAGCUGAUCUGAGUCUUAGCGGACCCGUUGGCCUAGUUUAUGCCCUUGUUGUGGGUAAUGAUUUGCUCUUUGCUGGUACACAGGAUGGGUCUAUAUUGGCAUGGAAAUUUAAUGUUGCAACCAACUCCUUUGAGCCAGCUGCAUCACUCAACGGCCACACUCUUCCUGUUGUUUCUUUAGUUGUGGGAGCUAAUAGACUCUACUCUGGUUCCAUGGAUCAUUCUAUUAAAGUAUGGAGUCUAGAAUCUUUGCAGUGCUUACAGACACUGACUGAUCAUACGUCAGUGGUAAUGUCUGUACUUUGCUGGGAGCAGUUCCUUUUGUCAUGUUCACUAGACAAGACCAUAAAGGUUUGGGCUGCUACGGAAAGUGGAAACUUGGAAGUAACUUACACUCACAAAGAAGACCAUGGUCUGCUUACCCUCUGUGGGAUGCACGAUUUAGAUGGCAAGCCUGUUUUGUUAUGUUCGUGCAAUGACAACUCAGUUCGCCUUUUCGAUUUGCCAUCAUUCUCAGAGAGGGGUAAAAUAUUUUCCAAGGAAGAAAUUAGAUCAAUCCAGGCUGGUCCAGGCGGCAUCUUCUUUACUGGUGACGGGACCGGGCUAAUGAAAGUGUGGAAGUGGUUGGCCGAGCAACCUGCAAGCAUGUGAAAUGUUACGAGCAAAACACAGUGUAAUGUAAUUUGGUCUUCUCUUCAUCGUCUUUUAUGAUAAUUUUAUACCUUUUUUUGAGGGGGAGGGGCUGGCUGGUUCCUUUGUAAUGUACAAGUUGCAGAGGAAGUAGAGGUUGAAAAUUCCAUUUUUGAUUUGUUAGUUUUUUAGGGAUGCGUCUGCUGUCUGCUGUAUUGUGUGCAAUUAAUUAGUGGUCAUAAAGCAGCAGAUUUAGAUGAAAUUGUUACACGAGGAUCAGAGUUUAUAUUUGCAGAGUGGUGGAAAGUUAUAUGUGCUCAUUAAGAAGAAAUAUAGAGCUGAAUAAGAUUCGCUAAAGAAGAUGAUUCCAAUUC